This is a messenger RNA of Arvicola amphibius (Eurasian water vole), 996 nucleotides long. Its product is annotated as cathepsin Q-like. Gene Ontology annotation, biological process: immune response. NCBI's taxonomy places the organism in Eukaryota, Metazoa, Chordata, Mammalia, Rodentia, Cricetidae. The transcript is spliced from 7 exons. Gene Ontology annotation, cellular component: lysosome. Gene Ontology annotation, molecular function: cysteine-type endopeptidase activity. The coding region runs from base 1 to 996 and encodes 331 amino acids. The record is from RefSeq and is a predicted model, not a curated record.
AUGACUCCCACUAUCUUCCUGGUCAUCCUGUGCUUAGGAGUUAGGUCACGUGUUUCGGCACAUGAUCCCAGUUUGGAUGCUGAAUGGGAAGAGUGGAAGAUACUCUAUGAAAAAUCAUACAGCCUGGAGGAAGAACCACUGAGGAGAACAGUAUGGGAAAAGAACAUGAACAUGAUUAAACUUCACAAUGGGGAGAAUGGCCUGGGGAAGAAUGGCUACACCAUGAAAAUGAACGCCUUUGGUGACAUGACCGAUGAAGAAUUCAAGAAAAUGGUGGUUGCUUUCCCAAUGCAAACUCAGGAGAGGGGGAAAGGCAUCUGGAAACGAUCUCUUAGUGGUUUACCCAAAUUUGUGGACUGGCGAAAAGAAGGCUAUGUGACUCCUGUGCGGCACCAGGGCAAUUGUGGUUCUUGUUGGGCUUUUGCUGCAACUGGUGCCAUAGAAGGACAAAUGUACAAAAAGACAGGCAAACUCAUUCCUCUGAGUGUCCAGAACCUAGUGGACUGUUCUAAACCUCAUGGCAAUAAUGGCUGUGCAUGGGGUCACAUAUACGCUGCCUUUCGGUAUGUUUUGCACAACGGUGGUGUGGAGGCUGAGGCGACUUAUCCAUAUAAAGGAAAAGGAGGACCAUGCAGAUACAAUCCUCAGAAUGUAGCUGCUAAAAUCAGAGAAUAUGUGGCCCUCCCAAAAGAUGAGGAUGUCCUAAUGGAUGCUGUAGCAACUAAAGGGCCCAUUGCUACUGCAAUGCAUGUGCAUAAGUCUUUUUCAUUCUACAAUGAAGGCAUUUAUCAUGAGCCAAACUGCACCCGUAAAGGGAAUCAUGGAGUUCUGGUGGUUGGCUAUGGAUUUGAGGGAAAUGAAACGGAUGGUAAUAACUACUGGCUGAUCAAGAACAGCUGGGGAAAAAAAUGGGGCAUGAAAGGCUACAUGAAAAUUGCCAAGGACAGGAACAACCACUGUGGAAUUGCUUCAUAUGCCCACUACCCUCUUGUGUGA